Messenger RNA from Candidozyma auris, 474 nucleotides. RefSeq names its product ADP-ribose 1''-phosphate phosphatase. The transcript has a single exon. The coding region runs from base 1 to 474 and encodes 157 amino acids. The record is from RefSeq and is a predicted model, not a curated record. NCBI's taxonomy places the organism in Eukaryota, Fungi, Ascomycota, Pichiomycetes, Serinales, Metschnikowiaceae. Gene Ontology annotation, biological process: peptidyl-glutamate ADP-deribosylation.
AUGAUCAAUUAUAUCAAAGGCGACCUUUUUGGCCACAGUUCGAGGAAAGCUGCUGUUUUGGCCCACGCGUGCAACCCCCACGGUUCGUGGGGUGGUGGAAUCGCUGCCCAGUUCAGGAAACGCUACCCUGAUGCUUAUAGCGAGUAUGCUCUUCAUUGCAAAGAAAAUGGGCCAAACCUUUUGGGAACAGCCUACGUCAUUCCAGUGGAAGAGGCUCAAAAAAGUUAUAUUGCAUGCUUGUUCACCAGCAAUUUCGAAAACACUCCUAGUGAGAUCGUUGAGUACACGAAGCUGAGCUUAAGGGAUUUGUCUAAGAAGCUUCUGCAAUUGAACGAUGUUGAACGAGAUCUGGAGGGUAAAGUCGUGGUGAACAUGCCCAAAAUCAACAGUGGCAUUUUUAAUGUGCCUUGGGAACACACUGAAAAUGUGCUACUGGAAACUGAAAACUUACUGUUCAACGUUUAUACUGUGUAA